Molecule: messenger RNA, 4988 nt
Organism: Menidia menidia (Atlantic silverside)
Lineage: Eukaryota; Metazoa; Chordata; Actinopteri; Atheriniformes; Atherinopsidae
Source: the annotation of a GenBank genome assembly
AUGUUCACGGCGCAGUUCCCUGUUCGUCCGCUGGGGGGCGCUCUAGCCCGCCGCGCCGGUUACAGCGCGUUGCCUUUUAACCCCAUUAGUGCUCGUUCGCGGAAAGGCGGCCCCGGGCUCCCCAGAAGCCGGCUAACAGCGACUGGAAGGCGGGCUGGUUUCUCCGGGGUAACCUCUGCUGCUCUGAGUUCAGCCAUGGUGUUCAUACAGAGCUACUGUGGAUCAAAUGUCUCCAUCUCCCACACCUGGGUGGAUGAGGGCAUCUCCCCCUGCUUCUACUUCACACUGGUCCCCACCAUCCUGCUCACCAUCGCCUUCUUCCUCGGCACCCUGCACUGCAUAUGCUACCAGAAGUAUGGCACCACCAUGGAGCCCAAGUUCAUCCCGCGCUCCCGCCUGUACGGCUUCCAGCUGGCCACCUCCGUCCUCCUCCUGCUGCAGUUCCUGGGUGGAAUGGUGUGGCGCUUUGCCACGGCGGCAGAGCUUCCAGGCUACGUGGUGCUGUACGGCUGCUUCUGCGUGGCCGCGUGGGCGUGGGCUUUAGCCACGCUGAGGGUGGAGAGGCGGAGGGUCCUGCUGAUGGACCGGACAAGGGGCCACAGCACCGUCCUGCUGGUGUUCUGGGCUGUUGCUUUCUCAGCUGAGAACCUGGCCUUCGUCUCCUGGUACAGUCCUCACUGGUGGUGGGCCCUGGAGGGCACCGAACAGCAGGUGAAAUUCGCUCUGUGGCUGAUCCGCUACAGCAGCACUGGGCUGCUGUUCUUCAUCGGCCUCAAAGCGCCGGGGCUGCCUCGGAGGCCUUACAUGCUUCUGAUAAACGAGGACGAGCGGGAUGUGGAGAACAGUGGGCAGAGUCUGUUAGGAAGAAGAGAGGAGAACCAGUCCACCUGGCAGGGGUUCAGGAAGAAGGUGGUCCUGCUCGUCCCGUACAUGUGGCCUCGGGGCAAUAUCGUUCUCCAGAUCCUGGUUCUCUUCUGUUUGGGUCUACUGGGAGUUGAGAGGGCCAUUAAUGUCUUUGUACCUAUUUACUACAAAAAUAUUGUGAAUGAACUGACUGAUGGCAGCAGCUGGCGUACUCUGGCCACCACAGUGUGCAUUUAUGUGUUCUUCAAGUUCCUGCAGGGUGGAGGGGCAGGUGCGUCAGGCUUUGUCAGCAACAUGCGCUCUUUCUUCUGGAUCCGGGUGCAGCAGUACACCAAUCGGAUGGUUCAGGUUCGUCUGUUCGCCCACUUGCACUCCCUCUCUCUACGCUGGCAUCUGGGACGGAAAACCGGGGACGUGCUGAGGAGCAUUGACCGCGGCACCUCGUCCAUCAACAGCUUGCUCAGCUACAUCGUUUUCAGCAUCUUUCCCACUAUUGCUGACAUUGUCAUUUCCAUCAUCUACUUCAUCACUUUUUUCAACGCCUGGUUCGGCCUCAUCAUCUUCAUCUGCAUGGCGCUCUACCUCACUCUGACCAUCAUCAUCACCGAAUGGAGAACCAAGUACAGACGGGACAUGAAUCAGCAGGACAACAACGCCAAGUCCAAGGCUGUGGACUCCUUGUUAAACUUUGAGACGGUGAAGUACUAUAACGCAGAGAACUAUGAGGCCAGCCGUUUUGAAGAUGCAAUCUUGAAAUAUCAGGCUUCGGAGUGGAAGACGCAGGCAUCCCUGGCCUUCCUCAACCAAACGCAGAACCUCAUCAUCGGCUCGGGGCUGCUGGCGGGCUCCUUACUCUGCGCUUACUUUGUCACUGAAGGAAAGUUUCAGGUUGGGGAUUUUGUUCUCUUUGGUACUUACAUUAUCCAGCUGUACACUCCUCUAAACUGGUUUGGAACUUAUUACAGAAUGAUCCAAAAUUCUUUCAUUGACAUGGAAAGCAUGUUCAAACUUUUUGAGGAAGAGGAAGAGGUGAAAGAUGAAGUAAAUGCAGGGAAUCUGCUGUAUAAACUGGGAAGAGUGGAGUUUGAAAAUGUUUACUUCAGCUACACAAAUGGCAAGGAGAUUCUCAAGGAUGUUUCCUUCACAGUUUUUCCAGGACAGUCAGUUGCACUGGUGGGACAGUCUGGGUCUGGGAAAAGCACCAUCAUGCGACUGCUUUUCCGUUUCUAUAAUGUCCAGGGAGGCUGCAUUCGUAUUGAUGGCCAGGACAUCUCCAAAGUAAAACAAACAUCUCUGAGAGCUCACAUUGGCGUGGUGCCCCAGGAUACUGUCCUUUUCAAUGACACUAUCAAGGAAAACAUUCGUUAUGGUCGCAUCUCAGCCUCUGACCAGGAAGUGGAGGAGGCUGCCAUAGCCGCUGAUAUACAUGAGAAAAUCAUGACCUUCCCUGAAGGUUAUGAUACACAGGUUGGUGAAAGGGGUCUGAAACUGAGUGGAGGAGAGAAGCAGAGGGUGGCAAUCGCCAGAACUAUCCUAAAAGCGCCACAGAUCAUCCUGCUUGAUGAGACGGAACGCAACAUCCAGGCCUCGCUGGCUAAAGUCUGCGCCAACCGUACAACCGUUGUCGUCGCCCACAGGUCAGAUGUCCAGCUGACCGUUAUUCUGGUUGUUAGUGAUGGCCGGAUCGCAGAGCGAGGGCGGCACGAGGAGUUGCUCCUCAAAAGAGGCCUGUAUGCAGAUAUGUGGAUGAAACAACAGCAGGCCCAGGACUCGGAUUCCUCAUCAGACACAGAAGCCAAAGAUCGCAAAUCUGAGAAGCUGCAGCCAUCGUCAACCUCAUCGGUGACACUGGAAACAGACAUUGCUGUCGAAAUCUUCCAGAAAUCCGCCCCAAGCCCCAUAAGAAAGCUCCAGAAGAAGUAUGCUGCCCAUGUUGCAAGGGAGGCCUGCAUCUCGCCGUGCGCCAUGAUGCUGGCUUUGGUUUACAUCGAAAGGCUCAGACAUAGAAACCCUGAAUAUCUGCAGAAGAUCUCUUCCUCUGACCUUUUCCUGAUCUCAAUGAUGGUUGCCAGCAAAUAUCUGUAUGAUGAAGGAGAGGAAGAAGAGGUUUUCAAUGAUGAAUGGGGAGCAGCUGGGAAACUGGACGUGCAAACUGUCAAUAGCCUGGAGAUGAAUUUCCUAAAUGCCAUUGAGUGGAGCCUCUUCACAGAGCCAACUGACCUAUUCGAUGUCCUAAGCCAUCUAGAAAGCAGCAUUGCUGAACGUCAGGGGUUGAAACGUGGCUGGUUCACCUACACUGACCUGUGCGUGCUGCUGGAGCAGUCUGCCUGGAGUCAAGCCCUCACAGCCAUCUAUCAGCACUUUACAAAGGUAUCCUGCAUGCUGGGCCUGGUCUAUCUCACCAGUUUGGCUGGUCUUAUUGCUACCAGCGCUGUGCUGCACCAGCUGAGUCUCUGCAGAGGUGGCCAGUCCCUGCCCUCCCCACCAGCUGAGAUCAGCCUCUCCCAUCUCCAGACUUCCACAGUAAAUCCAGAAGCUCCUGCCCCACUCCACCGGCCCUCCUGCUGUCUUCUGGCCAAUAAAAGUCUGAAAAGUCAGAGCGGUGAGCUGGAAAUCGGCCACUAUCACAGAGAAAGUCCUCCAGCAGUGUCUGCGCAGACAUCUGUUUUGUGUCUGUGGGGCACUCUGCUCACCUCCCUGAGUCAAAUCCAUCCUGAAAGGGCGUCUAAAAUGGAGGCCAUCUGCUCCGGCUGUCCAAACCUCCUUCGUCUCCAGUGUGGGUUUGGAAACACCUCAGCACUCCUCAGUCCUGAUCCCCUCGAUGACCGUGGUCAGCUAUCGGCGGCGUCUUCAAGCCUCCGCAGAUUUGCAGACCAGAGUCUGGACUUUCAGUCUGGAGGGCCUCCGCCCGUGCCGCUGCGCCCGCUCCACCCGGGGUGUCUGCUGCCCAUCGACAAGGUCCAGGCUCUGCUGGUGCCCGGCUAGACGCGCCCCCGCCCAUCAGCGGCCAGCUCUUGGUACUGAACCAGCACUGUUUUAAAGGCUCAAGUUCCCCAAGUUGUGUUUUUUGUUCACAUCUGGGUGAGCUGAGGCAGCACAGGGUGACUAUCCUUUUCUUGUGCUGCAGAAUAAAUCACAUGCAAAACGAUAGAUGCUCUUAAUUUCUAGCUUUACUGCAGCUUUCACAGGAUAUAUGGAGAUGGUUUCAUGUGUUCUUCAGUAGCAGCAGAACCUCUUUGUUUCGUGUACUUCCCCGAGUUCAGAUCUGUCAGGUAUGAUGAACGGCCUUUGGAAUUCAUGUGUUUUGAGUUACUAUAUUGCAGCUGUAUAUUUCAGGAGGUAAAUGAAAGUGAGUGAAGGUUGCACAGCAAAUCCUAUUGGUUGAGGGCUUCACAGUAGGUUUUUUUGGGGGGGGCUGUAUGAGAAUAAGGGACUAAACUCAUCUAUUCUACACUUCUCUCACCUUUAUUUAUGCCACGUUGCCAUAUGUCCUCCGAUGCAUGCUUAAAGCACUGAUUUUUGCACACCACACGGGGUUUUCUCCAAAGCUCCAUGGUAACUUCCCCUCUUAAUAGAGGACAGGAUCAGAAAAAGGAAGGGGGGCUUAAGGCUGUGUCUCAGCAGCUUAAAGAAUGUAGAAAUAACUAGUUCUAUUUUAUAGUUAGUUUAUUCUCUCAGCUGGCAACAAUAUUCAUCAGGUUUUACAUGGUGACAGGAUGCCGUGUGGUUUUAGAACUUCCCCUGUUUUGGAGUCUUCUGUUGAAGGGAUGGACUCCAGGGCUUUCAUGCAGUUCAUAUCGUGUUCAUUACGUUUUGUGUUUGGCAUGUUAAAAACUAACUGCAGUGUUUUUGCACAUCAGGCUCUGUUUAAGUCUCAAAAGCCAUUUCAUUGGUUAUUAUUACUAUUCUGUCUCCAUAUCUUUGAAACACCAGAGGGAAACGAAAUACCUUUUAUGUGAGCGAUUCCUCUUGGACAUUUACUUUGUUAUCGAACCUUUGACAAAUGGCUAUGAGCAUUUGAAUUUGAUACAGUUUUGAGCACAGACAUUUAAUUUUGUACACAAUGUAAAAAAUAUAUGAUCUGAAACUGUUUCAGAAAAAAACUACAGGUAUUAAUAAAUGCU